Molecule: messenger RNA, 1425 nt
Organism: Closterium sp. Naga37s-1
Lineage: Eukaryota; Viridiplantae; Streptophyta; Zygnematophyceae; Desmidiales; Closteriaceae
Source: the annotation of a GenBank genome assembly
AUGCACACGAAUCGAGACAGGGGUGCAGCGCCGGCUGAAAUGAUUGACACCGUGGAGAGCCGCGUGUGUCACACGGCAGUGCUGUUGGGCAUGGCUCAAGGCGAUGGGCGGGACGCUGCUACCGGAGUGGGCGGGGUGCCAGAGCGAGCCACAUGGCUGCUGGAAGUGGCUCGCCGGGUGGAGGACAUGGGGAGGCUAAGGAGCAGGCCGGAGGACCAGCUCGCAUUGCGCUCGUAUGCACCGCCGUCAGCAGCUGCCCUGCUGCAACCCUCGUCCUUCCCGCCCCUCUUCUCUCCGGACCUGCUCACCCGUGCCAAAGCUGAUGCUGCUGCCAGGCGCAGGGACAACAUGAGCGGCAUAGAGGAGGCGCGGCAGCGGCUGGUGGAACUGCGGGAGAGGAAGCAGCAGAUCCACGAUGACACCAUCCUGCUGGCCGCUCAGUGUGUAGUGGACCCUCUGCGCGACCAGAGCCAGCAGCACACAGCAGCUGCCGACGCCAAUCUGACCUCUGCUGUGCAGCGCUACCUCUCUCUUGCUAACGAGGUCACUUAUAAAGUGGACAGGGACCUAAUCCCCUGGAUGCAGCGCAACCCCCCUCCUCGCCCCAUCAAGAUCGGCCCUCGAGCGUCUGCUGUGCACUCGCAGCACUCCGCUCUCCUCAAGAUCCUGGCAGGGCUGCAGGUGGUGCAGGCAAGAGCGCCAUCUCUUCACGAGGCAGCCACUGUGACAGCCGGCACAGCCACACCACAAGUGAAUGCAUGGUGGGGUGCGGUGGCAGCAGCGACCGCUAGCACAGAGGACAGCAUUCGUUCCCUCCGUGCAGAAAUCUCUGCACUCACUCAGGCACCGGUGCAGCCACGGCUGAGCAGUCAUCAAGCACAGGCACAGACACAGGCACAGGCACAGGCACAGGCACAGGCACAGGCACAGGCACAGGCACAGGCACAGGCACAGGCACAGGCACAGGUGCAGGCACAGGCACAGGCACAGGCACAGGCACAGGUGCAGGCACAGGUGCAGGCACAGGUGCAGGCACAUGUGCAGGCACAGGUGCAGGCACAGGCACAGGCACAGGCACAGGCACUGGCACAGGCACAGGCACAGGCACAGGUGCAGGCACAGGCACAGGCACAGGCACAGGCACAGGCACAGGCACAGGCACAGGUGCACGCACAGGCACAGGUGCAGGCACAGGCACAUGUGCAGGCACAGGUGCAGGCACAUGUGCAGGCACAGGUGCAGGCACAGGCACAUGUGCAGGCACAGGUGCAGGCACAUGUGCAGGCACAGGUGCAGGCACAGGCACAGGCACAGGCACAGGCACAGGCACAGGCACAGGCACAGGCACAGGCACAGGCACAGGCACAGGCACAGGCACAGGCACAGGUGCAGGCACAGGCACAGGUGCAGGCACACCGCAGGUGA